UACCCGGAAGGAAGGGGGGGUGUUACCGCGAUGACGUCUCUGUCAGCUGUGCCGUGUGUGUGAGUGUGUGUGAGAGAGAGAGACAGAAAGGGAUUGUACGAAGCUGAAAGGAUUGAAUUGAAGAAAGUUCCGGGGCGAGAUUAAAUACAAAUAUCUGGAUCAUUGCAUUCAAAAUAAAAAAGCAAGCAAGCACAGGACUUGCACAUCUGAAUCGUUGUUGUUUUAAUUCCAGGUGUGUUACCGAUUUUCUCUCCACCCCAAAGUAGAGCAAAUCUGUAAACCCUGGCGGCAAUCUUUAUUUUUUUGUUUUUGUUUACGGCACAGCAGCUGCAGAGAACAGCUUUAACAUACUCACUGUAUACAGUUGGAUGUAGGUACAUCGUCACGGCCGGUUAUUUGGAAAAGGGUGGCAAAAUCUUGCAAUGCAUUUCGAACUAACGCGUUAUUUCAAAAACUAGUAGAGGUGGUGGUACAAGGAGAAACUUGUAGGAGCAUCCUUUUUCAUCUGCGUGUCAGACAGUAGGCUGCAUUACACAGAAGGGAGAAGAUGGAAUAAUGUAUGUGGUGUUUAACUUGCUGCUGCCGAUGUAAUUAAAAUAAUACAAUGGCACUGUAUGAAUCACAUUAAGUGUGGGGUUGUGUGUCUUGGAUUCUAGUGCUUCACCACAAGCAACGGCAACUAUUCAAACAGACGCCCGUCACACGCUCACAAACACCGACCUGGGUUUCUUCACGACUCAGAAGAAAGCAUCUAACUACUUACUGGAUUGUAUGUCAGUUCUGUAAAGAUUCGUCUCAUCUGCACAGAUCAAUGAACCUCUCAGCUCAUGGACGAGAAAGCACAGAACAAGUCCACGCUAAUCUCCAGGCUGCCCAAGUUUGGAGUUAAAUCUCCAGGAACCAGCAGCUUAGCCAAUGGAGCCUGCAUCAGCCUGCCUGGCCAGCCCCAAGGAGGCAAAAUGGGGGGCAGUGGGAAGCAGAACGGGGUCGUCCGCACGCCCUUCUGCUCCCUCAACUGGAGGAAGGCCAAUCUGGUCCCCAACGGUGUACAGACCCCUGAAGAGGGGGGGGAAACGCUAGAUAACGCGAAAGGGGGGGAUGACGGGAGGUUACAGCAGCCCGUCGCGAGACUCGGGCAGCCAGAGACAAAAAAGGCUGCCUCUUUUUUCCCAAACAAGGGAAAGAUGACCCCAGUUUCUGCCUCUAGGACAGAUGUAGCCCCGCAGACUUUGCCUCAGGCGGCGAAGGCUACCAACAGAAAUAGCUUUCCAAGUCGGCCGCUGUCGGGUCAGAACUUUUACAGCAAGUCCAAUCUGAACUGCUUUAGUGGGCCCAAGUUUGGAAUGGGAUUGCAAAGGCCGAGGGCUAAUUCCAGCUCCACAAGGAGCAGCUCCAGGGAGAGUAUGACCCAGUCCAGCGACAGCCUCAAGUCAUUGUCACUGGACAGUAUCGUGCGCUCACAGAGCUUCUCCCAUUUCAAGCAGAUUCCGUCCCCCACAGGCCCCGCCAUGACCCGGUCGUAUUCCUUCAACAAGGCAGUGGAGCUCUCCAAACCCUCCGGCAACCCCCAGCUGCGCACCAAGGCUCUUCCUGCCAAAAAGACAGCCGACUGCAUCAAGGAGACCAACGUCAAAGGCUCCUUGGCCAAGUCUGGGUUUGGUUUCGGUUCCUCAGCUCUGUCUUCUCUGAAGAAACCUCUUUUACCAAACUUUCCAGCAGGAAAACCCUCAGUGCUGAGCUACCGGAUGACCAGGCCUUCCCUGGUCAAGCACCCCAGGCCUGUCAUUCCAGGGAAGGUGGUGGACGGUUGUCUGAAUUCAAAAAUGGACAAGACCGCAGGAGGAAGCCAAGUGGAGGCCAGUGAAAAAGGAGCAGACUGCAGCUGCGGUCAGGGAGAUCUUGCUGAGCCAGCAGCCUGCACUGAAGAGGAGCAGGUACCCUUGAAGGAGCAGGAGGCCAAUCUCCGCUACCUGGGGGAACCCUUGGAUGAGAUGUCCCUCUCGUCCACCUCUUCCCUGGAGAGGAAUGACAACAGUGAGGAGUACCUCGAUGACUUUGAUAAUCUCGGCAAUGGGGGGGCUGUUACUGUCACGGAAUGUUUAAGGGAUUUUCCACUAUUGCCGACAGACGAUGUCCCGGACACAGGACAGGCUGACUCGGGGACAGAGGGGGACCUGGGUCUCCUGUCCCAAAGCAUGGAAUGGGUGAACAUGGGAUUGCAAGGUGGUCUGGCUGACGAGAUGGAGAGCUCUCUGACGGCCUCGCAGGCUCCCCUCCCCUUCUCUCCGGAGAGGGACUUCCCCACAGGCUCCUCCCUGGAGCUCUCCCCCUCGGACAGCUCUGACGGGACCUACAUGUGGGAUGAGGAGGGGCUCGAGCCGCUGGGGAGCGCGCCCCACCACUGCGGGAGCUACGACGACUCGGUGGAGAUCAACAGCCUGGAUAUUCUGAAUGACCUGGAUAACCUGGAGUCAUGUGACCUGGACGAUGAUGACCUCAUGCUGGACGUGGAUCUCCCAGAAGAUGGCUCUCUUAACAAUGUUGACACUGAGAACAUGUCCCAUUUGGAGCGGGGGCGCCGGCAUGGCCAGGGCUACUGGAGGAGACGCCCGCAGCAGCGCUGGACCGGGCAGGAACACUUCCAGCAUGAUAACAGGGGACCUGUGUUCCUGGGCUCCCCAGCGGGGCAGUAUGAUGGGUACUGUGGCCCCAGUUUCAGCAGGACCUCCCAGGAGAACAUCGUGGCUCUCGACGAACUGACCCUACGUCACAUGACCCAGGACUGCACCUCCGUCAAGAACCAGCUGCUCAAACUCCAGCAGCUACUGCAGGCGGGGGACGACAGCGGCGGCAGCACAGCUCUGCAGGACAUGCUGCUGGCAGGACCUCGGAGCCCUGAGCCCCAGGAGGACUCCAGCACAGCUGUGCAGAUUGAAGAGCUUUUGAAUGAAAUCCGCCAACUGAAAGAUGAACUGAAGAGCAAGGAUGACACGAUUAAACAACUUCAGCAGCAAAUGAGCACUAGGUGUCACUGUCACAAAAGGAACCCAGAGUCUAAAGAGAUGCGACAAAGACACAACGACAAGGCCACCCAAACCGCUUGGAGAGGGAAUCCUCCUCAAAUACUACAUCCUUCCAGCCCCAGACGCACAGACACCCCCAGCAAGGGAAGACUAGCAAGAUCAACCCCCACCGAGGACCCCAGUAGCUGUCCAGGGAGCACCUUGCACAACGCCAAUGACAGCUGCCUGCAGCAGCCGCAGCAAACCGUUCUCCAUGGCCCAGUCUCGGGUCCUCCCGCUGCUGCUUAUUCUGCUCCUGCGUUGGGGGACCCUGCUGCUGAGCAGCCCCCAGACCCAGACAAGCUCAGCUUGCUGCUGAGUGCGGCUCUCAAAAUCGACGAGGCUGAUCGCAGACCGACUGAACCCCACGCCAGAAGCAACUCUUUCGGGAUGUCUCUCCAGAUCCAGCCCCUUCCCGACGUAUCCCCACUCGCUUCCAACAGACAGGUCAAGAUGCCCCCGAGACUCUCUCAGAAAUUGUCUAAGAGACAGCCACCCGGCCUCCUGCAGCCGCCCAGGUUUCACAACAGGGUCCUCAAAGCCUCUGAGGUAUCAGAGGUCCCCGCGGCAACCAAGGGCAAAUCACCCGAGUCCAGCCAGAACCACAAAAAGACGCCAGAGAGCAGGCUGAACUCCAAGCUGCAGCCUCCUAACGCCACCCUGCUCUUCAAGACUAAGCAGCCACCGCAGUCACUGAAGACCCAGCCUGACGGUUACUCCGAGUCCAAGGAUUCGGGGUCCACGCAGGCCUCUACCUCUCUGGGCUUCCCCAGGUCCCUGAUUCAAAGAGAUAGCUCUGCUCAGCUCUCCCGUUUCCCCAAACCAAAGGUCCACUGAGCCUGCAGAAAACAAACAAACUAGGCUUUUUGUUGGCACAUUGUUACCACUUUAAAUGGGGACAACCCCAGUACCUGAUUUUAACAAUAAUAAACACAGUAAGCAACUAAUUACGUCAGCUGCUUGCCUCAGUGGCUACAGUCUCCCACCUGACAGAGUGCUUUGAAAUGAGAAUGUCAUGUACCCAGUGCCUCGCUGUGCCAGUGUCCAUUUCACCCCAUGCAAUAUGCUUUGUACCCAUUAACCAGAAACAGGUAACAGCGUGCAGUUAAUUCCUAAAGGCUCUAGCACUAAAUACACGUUGCUGGUGUAUGUGCAAGUUCAACUCAUCUGCUCUCCCCUGCUAUGUAGACAUUAAGGUUGUGAUAGUGGGGGAUCUGCUUAUGCAUUCCAGACUGUAUGAAUAUUUGUUUGUUUGUUGGUUUUCCUGCAAGAUGUACCAAUCAUACUGGUCCUUGGUGCAUUAUGAAUUCUCUAAAUUGAUGUGUUGUUUCUUAGCCCUUAAUCGUCCUAAUCUAGUCUGUUUAACACAGAUAAAAAAAAAAAAAAGAUAAUUGUCAGACCUGAUAUUUGCACUGCCUGAUACUGCAGAGUGAUCAUAAAAUAGGUUUAUAUAAAUAUUUAUUUAUUAAACAUGUUUACCAGGAGAAACCCUAAUGAGAUUUCUGAACACACAUUUUAUCAAUCAUACAGUACAUCAUAAAUAUAUGCACCUAAUAUUGUGCAGAGGAAUCUAUAUGUGCAUAUACACACAGUGCAGCGAUUCUGAGGGGUUUUAUUCCAAAUCAUUUUCUGACAUUAAAAAAAUAUAUAAACCUGAAUCACAUAUGUAAAAAAAAACACAAAAUCAACGUAAGACUUGCAAGCUGCAAAUUCAAAUAUUAAAUGUAGCUGUUUGUGUUCAUUGUAGCUGUGUGCUAAUACAGACAAUACAUGAAAACAAAUACAGUGGUUGAGUGAGAGAAACAUGCCGAAUGAAGAGAUAUUAUCCUGUUCAGUGUUUAAAGGUAUGGAUUAAUGAAGAACAGUGUCAAGGUAAUACAUACACUGCAUCCUACUUCAUUGCUCACUGUUAACUAGGGGCAGGGGUACAAAUAUAUUGUUAACUUGAGGAAGAUUAAGAAUUUUGAGCUGUGUAUAGAAUUGGAACUGUUGGGCAUACUGUUAUUGAUCCGCUCUCCUGCUUAUUUAUUGAUUGAUUGAUUGAUUGAUUUUUAAAACACUGCACUGAAAGCUCGAGAACACUUCAAUGCCUCCCCUGCCUUCUAAUCUCUACCACUGGGUUCAGUGGGGUUCCUUCUUAAAGGGAGAUUAAAUAAAAAAAUAAACAAUCCAGUGCCAUGGCUUUAGUAGCUCAGUACUUUCCCUUUCCUGUGGUGCUGUGCCAUCAAACUGCCAGGAGGACUGCCCUGGAAAACACAGCUGUGUUUGCAAAAAUGGCAAUGUGGCCUUUCAUUUAAUAAACACAUCUCGCCCAAUAUGAAGGCUUGAUUGAAUGGCGCCAUAAAACAGGAACAGGAAUGUAGUGCCAGGUGCUGUAUUUUUGAUUGAAUCCCUCAGGACAGGGGGUAAGGGUUUUUCUGUAUGCUCGAUAAGUACAGUCACAUGUGAGCAUAUUGUCCUGCAGAUGUAAACAAUGCAAUCCUAAACUGAGAUUGUGAAAAUGGGCAGUUAGGAUACCUACUGAAAAUAAAACGGCAAUGGACCACUAGCCUUAGUCAAAGACAUGUCUUGGUCUUUAAGUUAGCAAAACCCAACUAAAAUAAUCAGAUCGUGUUUGUGUGUGCACAAAACUGUGUAUAGGUAUGUGUCUGUACAUUUAAGAAAACCUGUUUGUAUAAUUAAUUACACUAGCAUCAAUAACCAAGUUAAAAUAUUUCACAAAUAACUCACCAACCACAUUGCACUGUAUCUAGUGUCUAGCUACUGUACUGUUGUUUUUGCCUGACAUCCUUCAGCUUGUAUUUCUAGCACAAUCCUUUUCAGAAGAAUCUAAUUUCUAUGCUGCCAUCACAUUUUUUUUGGCAGGUUUCCAAUCAGUUAUGGGGUCCUAAUUGCCACUAAUUCAUGCAUCCCAAAUGUCGAAACCUCUUUAAAGUCUGCUAAACAGAAUCAAACAAAUUGUAGUGACUCUUUUAGAGCCUUCAUAAAUUCCUUCUGCUUUGCAGCGCCCAAACUGAUAGACGUGUACUUUAUUUAAAAGCCUUCUUUGACUGUUUGACAGCCUAAUAUAUACCGGAACUCGUAAAGUUGUCUGCUGUUAAUAUCCUGUGCCUAUAACUUAUUUAAACAAACAUAAAAUAGUGGCUGCUUGACGUCUUGACGUCUGGUACACACAUAUUGAAUUGGAUUCAAGUGCUGGCCAUUGCUAAUCUCUAUUUAGAAAAGCAAUGGAUGAAGUGUCUGUUCUCGCUAACUGCUUAAAUAUGUACAACUGCUGUGAACUUGUAAAAAAGAUUCAGGUCCAAUCCAUGAACAAGACCUGGUACACAUGCGCUACAAAAAUGAUCUUGUGGCAGCAGUCUGAGCAAUCAGACCCAUGCUAAAUGCUUUUAGAACUGGUCAGACUUAAUACAGGAGCUGUGGAAGCUGUGAUAUGUCUCCCCUUCAAAGCUGAGUUUAACCAUGAAGGAUUAACAGUUUAUCUGUUAGUUAACAGUUUACCUGUUAGUUUGGCACUGAUUCCACUCUGGAAUAUGUUGUCCACUGUAGUCAACAUGUACUCUAUGACACAGAAGUGCCACAGUGGAAACAUUUUGAGGAGAAGAAUUACCCAACUAGAAGAUAAGAAGCUGAUAUCAUAGAAAUACUUAAAGAGCAAAUUUAGCGUGGGCCUGCUUGUUCUGUUUCUCUCCACCUGGUGGCACUAUAUGUUAAAAUACAGUGAAUAAUUAAAGAGUUGGAUACUGUACUGGUAGUUUUCGCACCAAAGUGUAAUAUAAAACCUGACCAGACACACGCACACAGUUACUUGAAUGAGUCCAAACAGUUGUUUGGGACAUAGAUGUAACCUUAGCUCGCUAAAUUAAUAUUUAUUUAGCCAGUGAUGGCACAUUCAUUAAGCAUGUUAAUAUACUUGAGGGUACUUGUAAACAACAUGCUGUACUGUAAUCCUCAGCCUAGUCGCUCUUCUGUUUCCUCCUUGUUAUAAGCAGUGUUGUUUUUAUUAAAGCACACUUGUUGAGAGAAUUGGUUGUGUGUUGUUUCAAGAGGGCUUUGCUAUGCUAAGUUAUUUAAAAAAUAUUAUUAUCACAAUUAAUAUUUUUAUUUAAAUUCAAGUUAGCUAAAGGUUUUGUAGCCUACAUUAGGCCUCAGCAAGAGGAUUCUUUUUUAUUAUUAUUUGUAAAAUUGCCUUUAUUAUUAUUUAGAAAUUAUACAAAAUGUCAACCUUAAAAAAAACUCUCUCUUCAUACAUACGAUUUAAAAUGUUGUAAAAACAAUAAACUGGUCUGGAGUGCUACUAAUGCAAAGCUAGCUGACUUGCUUAUAAUUUGUAGAAGGGAUGGGGAGUGAGAGGGAAUGACCAGCUGAAUUCUUUACUACACUCACACACCUUGCACAAGCAGACCAACCACUGAUGAAAUGCAGGAGUGCGGCAAGUAAAAUCCUGAAUUCUUGCUUGACCGUUAGUCACGGAUUCUAACAGAUGUGCUGCUGUUUCUCAUGCAGGUGGCGGUAACUUUAUGCAAACCAAUCUUUGUGUCGCUUAUAACUUUCAUUCAGAGUAAGGCGGGGAGAGGGUGUUUUGCCAUAACAUUACACGGUGUACUCUAUGAAUCCAGCUUUCCAAGGUUACACGAUUUACACACGUUUCGUAUGGAGGCUUGUGUAUGUGCAGGCUGAGUUAGAACGAUAGUUUGAAAGCGGAAACACAAGUACAUUUCAUCAGGUUUUUUGCAUCAGACUUUGUGAUUGAGUGUUUUUGGAUAAAUGCAUGCAGGAAGGUGAUAAAGUUAGAAGGAUGCCAUUCGUCUUAUCUAUACAGGUGUAUUAUGUGCAUGUGAAAUUACUGCAGUUUUGAGACAAAGAGUGUCCAUAUCAAGGGCACCUUGUGGCCUGUAUUGUUAUUAUGGGGUCUGUACUUGCCUACACAUGGCUAUUUUGCACACAGUAUGCUCCCUUACUUGCAUUGAAGCCAUGUGAUGAAAAAUGCUUGAUUUCUCCCUUCUUGGGUUACUAAUUGAUUCAUGACUAGUUUUAAUGGUCUAUCGCAGUGAAGCUGCAGGCAGUGACCUCGUCAGGUUUAUUUCUUUUAGAAGCUGCUACAGGAGCAGAGAGGCAUGCGUUUUGAUGGAAGAGAUGUACGCUAAUGGACAAAGUGUUUGUCAAACUUGUCUAUCUCUGGGUUCCCACUAGACUUUUAAAUGCAAAACCGUGCAAUACAUUAUCUCUAGGCAAAUAAGUAGUGACUUAAGCAUGUGAGAGGUUGAAACGGUUACAUGAGUCUUCAAUACCAUUGCGAUGGGGGGGGGGGAUCAAGUCAGGCUAAAGCUCUUCCGCCAGGUUUAUUUGUUUUCACUACAGUACCUGCGAGACACACCACUUCCCCUGCGAUGUGGACUGUGUUUGUUAUUGGUGGGGCUCAGCAACACAGCCUUCAAGGCUUAAAAACCGGUCUGGAAUCCUUUUUCGUUUUUGCAGUAAUCUCAUUGCUUACCCCUUGCUGCCUUGAGCAUUGUGGUUAUUGCUCUAGUUUUGUUUUAAUAUAAAACUGCUGUUUGUAAUAUAUCUAUUUCAAUGUUACCCACCUUUAUACAACCCUGGCCCUAACAAAUUUCCCAUGGGGAAAAAAAAACAACUCAUCAUUUCUGCUGCAGAGCAUCCACUUCUGUACAUCAGCUGUGUAGGGAGGUUGCAACUGAUUUUCAGAUCAGAUCUUAAAACUGUGUACAACACUAUAUUGCCUGUUCAGAUUACCUUUAGGGCAGAAAAAGAAUGAUGCGCCAGGGAGCUGAUUACACAACACCAGAGCAGCUUUUAGCAUGUCUCUCGGUGGUAACACUUUUGUUUAGGUGUCCAUUUCUAAGAGGUUGUAUACCAUCUAUAAACAUUUUCAUUGUUUUAUUAACGGUCCGUGAUAAGAGAUAGUAACACUCUACCACAGUGCACUGUUGCUGUCAUUUUUGUUAUAACUUCUUUAUAAGAAUGUUAUAAUAUAAAUGAUAACAUUCAUGCAUGAACCCACUUCUAAGAGAAACCUAAAACUGAGUGUUAUCCUGUAGUCUGGAGUUUGUUCUUAUCCAGGUUUAUUGCAGGGCAUGAUGCAAUGUGGAUGUUAUAGAUCACCAUGCAUACACCCAGGCUUGCUACUGCUGAUUUCCUUUGACGUCCUAUCAGCUACAUACAAGCUGAGUUAACCCACUACAAAGUAGAUGUAUGCAACAGAAAGUAAUAGCCCAUAAUAUCAAAGUGUGUAAUAGUUUAACUACUGUCUCCCCAUAGACUGCUGUAUAUGUUUCUGAGUGUUCGGUGGCUACCUCUAAUCAAGUUGAGAGUGUAUUCCUCACGCAGUCUUUGAAAAAACACUCAACUUGAUUAGGAGGUAAGCCACUGAACACUAACAAACAUAUUACAAUAUUUAAAUGUAAAUUAAACAACAGACAACAAGCUGAUAUUAACAUAUUUAAUCUACACUUUAGUUGAUAUUGACACGUUCCAAUUGUAAAUUAUAAUAUCAAAUAUACACCACUUCAUGGAUUGAUCUGGAAAUGUAAACUGACGUAUUUCUUCAGCUGGUUAUUUGGGUCACCACUCUCCAGACCUGAUACUGUAACAUAUACAUAAAAUGUAUAAAAUGUUUUUGUGAAAAAUGUAAUGCAUUGUUUUUGUUGUUAUUGUUUUCAGUGAAACUGAGCACCUGUACUGCUGCAUUCUCAUGUAUCUUCCUAUUGUAUAAUCAAUACAGAAACAAAAAAGGAGAAUAUACUGUUAUAUAUAAAUAUGUAAUGGAUCUUACUAAAUUGUAAAAUGUAUGCUAGAGAUGUGGUAAGAGGUUAAGAAGAGCAUAUGUAAAGAAAGUCAAUCAGAAAUGCACUUUAAAUGAUGUUCAGUUAUCAGGGCUGGGGACCAGACCCCACUUCUGUCUGUUGUGCUAUUUGUAAUAGUCUUUUCUUCCCCUGUUUCCCGUACUCUCUUACAAGGGUGUGAUUCAAAACGUAAUAAAGACUGCACAGAAUCUA
This is a messenger RNA of Acipenser ruthenus (sterlet), 10078 nucleotides long. Its product is annotated as serine-rich coiled-coil domain-containing protein 2-like. NCBI's taxonomy places the organism in Eukaryota, Metazoa, Chordata, Actinopteri, Acipenseriformes, Acipenseridae. Gene Ontology annotation, biological process: microtubule bundle formation. Bases 828 to 3899 code for a protein of 1023 amino acids. The transcript has 10 exons. Gene Ontology annotation, molecular function: microtubule binding. Gene Ontology annotation, cellular component: microtubule cytoskeleton. The record is from RefSeq and is a predicted model, not a curated record.